This is a messenger RNA of Plenodomus lingam JN3, 1833 nucleotides long. The record is from RefSeq and is a predicted model, not a curated record. NCBI's taxonomy places the organism in Eukaryota, Fungi, Ascomycota, Dothideomycetes, Pleosporales, Leptosphaeriaceae.
AUGGCGGCGCAUAUACGACGAGGUGCACUCCCAUUGCGCUCUCGGAGCUGGACAUCACCAGUCCCAAAUAGUCGAUAUUCAAGAUGCAUAACACUAAUUCAACCCAAGACUGAUUCGAGGAAUCGUCUCUCUAAAUUCUGGGCACCAACUGGUGGCAUAUCACCUCAAGACGGAGAGCAAGAUGAUUCUCACGCUCUUCUCGUCCGAGGUGGCUUCCUCCGUCAAGCGCAUUCUGGAGUUUUCCACCUUUUACCCCUCGGUCUACGAGUGCAGUCCAAACUCGAAGCUCUGAUAGACAAACACAUGUCUUCGAUCUCUGCCUCCAAAGUCUCCCUCUCCUUCAUCACCACAGAGGCACUCUGGCGCCAGUCCGGUCGUUACUCUGCAAAUUCUGAACUCUUGCGCAUCAAUGACAGGAAAGAAUCUGGGUUCCUUCUGUCCCCAACGCAUGAAGAAGAAAUCACGGCACUCGUAGCGAGCACAGUUCACUCGUACAAAGAUCUUCCACUUCGAUUGUAUCAGAUUGGCAGGAAGUAUCGUGAUGAACGACGACCACGACAAGGUCUAUUACGCGCAAAAGAGUUCAUGAUGAAGGAUCUUUAUACCUUCGAUACCGAUGCCAAUGCAGCGCUAAAGACUUACGAGCAAGUACGCCAGGCAUACAACAAUCUCUUCGACGAACUCCGCAUACCCUAUCUCGUCGCCGACGCCGACUCGGGCAACAUGGGCGGUAAACUAAGUCACGAGUACCACUUCAUCUCCCCCAAAGGCGAAGACAACGUCUGGUCCUGCGAUUCCUGCUCCUACGUCGCAAACGAAGAGCUAGUAGAGAAGAGAGCGCCGCCACCGCCAUCAGACUCUGACAGCAGCAAGAACACUGAAGUCAUAGUCUUCACAGGCAUAAGUACAGACCACACAACUGCCAUAAACAUCCACAUCCCACGCCCCGCCUCCGGACUCCCACCAACCUCCCACCACCUCCCCUGGACCCAAAUCUCCUCCCACGUCAACCUCCACGCCGUAAAGCGCGCACUCCCCACAUCUCUAACCCUAGACUCCGGCAUCGAACCAUCCACCCUACACUCCCUGCUCCCAAAAACAACCUCCAGCCUCAACCUCUACGACAUCCGUCUGCCCCAUUCCCCACCAGAACAACAACAAGAACAACACCAACAAAUCGACCUAACCAUCAUCCCCCCCAACGCCCCUUGCCCCCGCUGCCCCUCCGGCACCCUAAACCCCCACCGCGCCAUCGAAAUCGCACACACCUUCCACCUCGGCACCCGCUACUCCGACCCCCUCUCCGCCGUCUUCGCCCCCCGCGACGGCACCGCAAAACUCGCAAUGCACAUGGGCUGUCACGGCAUCGGGCUUUCGCGCAUCGUGGGCGCCGUGGCCGGGUUGCUGUGUGAUGAGCGCGGCCUCAAUUGGCCGCGUGUGAUGGCGCCGUUUGAGUGUGUGGUUUUGGGGGGUGGGGGCGAGGAGGGCGAGGUGGCAGGGAGGGUGUAUGAUGGGUUGGUUUUUGGGGGGAGGGAUGGUGCUGCUCCAGGCGGUGUUGAUAAUGCUGAUGCUACUGCUCCUGCUGCUGCUGCUGCUGUAGAUGCAGAUACUGUCCAGCCUAUCGACACAAUCCUAGAUGAUCGGCCCGGCAAGAGUCUGGGCUGGAAACUGCGCGAUGCUGAUUUAAUCGGCUAUCCUGUUGUUGUCGUCGUUGGGCGGGCAUGGCGGGAGCGGGGUGAGGUCGAGGUGCAGUGUCGCAGGUUGGGGGUCAAGAGGGAUGUUAGUGUGAGUGAGGUUAGGGGGGUGGUUGGGGACUUGCUUGAGAAGUUGUGA